This is a messenger RNA of Antechinus flavipes (yellow-footed antechinus), 4327 nucleotides long. RefSeq names its product lysophosphatidylcholine acyltransferase 2-like. Gene Ontology annotation, molecular function: 1-acylglycerophosphocholine O-acyltransferase activity; calcium ion binding. Lineage: Eukaryota; Metazoa; Chordata; Mammalia; Dasyuromorphia; Dasyuridae. The transcript has a single exon. Bases 442 to 2100 code for a protein of 552 amino acids. Gene Ontology annotation, cellular component: endoplasmic reticulum. The record is from RefSeq and is a predicted model, not a curated record.
UCAAAGGGCAUUCUCUUUAUUGGUGGGCUUACAUAUUAUGCGACUUUAAAAAAUAUUAUUUUAAGAUGGAGGAGGUAAGACUUCAUCAGACUGCCAGAAAGUGGUCCACGACAUAAACAGGGUAGCAACUCUGUUUUAGGCAGAUUAACAAAACUAGACUUUACAAGUUUCCAGAAGUAAAAUUUCCUCCAAGCCAGAUCUGGGUAGUUUAGAGGGAAAGGGUAAUCUCUCAGUGGGGGAGGGGAAACGUGGUCGGUAAGUGAGCGACUCUCAGGUGAGGGGGCGUGACCGUAGUGAGCGGUCUUCUGGUGGAGGGGCGUGGCCGGCAGGGGCGCCUGCGCAGAUGCAGACAGAUAGGUUGGGGGCAGACGGGCGUUGGACUGCGUGCGCCAUGCUGGGUUUCCCCUCAAGUCCUGGGAGUUGGCUUAUGCUGGUGGAGCCAUGAGCUUAAGCCAAGAGCCGCCCUCGGCCAAGAGGGUGCAGCUGGAGAAAGGGCUGUUGGUGCCGGUGGACCAUCGGUUGCAGCCCCUGCGCGCCCUCCGCGAGCGCUCCCUGUUCCCGCCCCCUGUGGAGAACCCAUUUGUCGCCGAGAGGCACUUCAGUCCAUCGCGCUGGCUCUGCAUCUGGCUGAGCGGCCUUAUCCUGGUGCCCUUGCGCGUAGUCCUCCUGCUGCUGUUGGUCAUCCUCUCAUGGCCAUUAGUGUUCGCGGCCACUGCCUUCCACCCGCUGAAGCGGGCCCACCCGUUGCCCAGGUGGAGGCGGCGGCUCACACACCCGCUGUUGCAGAUCCUAGGCCGCAUCUUCUUCUUCUUCUUUGGCUUCAUUGUGAAGGUGAGGGGGACUGCGGCCAAUUCCCGCGAGGCGCCCAUCUUGGUGGUCGCCCCGCACUCCAGCUUCUUCGAUGGCCUCGUCUGGAUCUUCGCCGGUUUGCCGUCCAUUGUGUCUCGGGAGGAGAACGCCAGGUUUCCGUUUGUUGGCAGGCUGCUCUUGGCUGGGCAGCCGGUGCUUGUGUCCCGUGGUGACCCGGAUUCCAGGAAGAACACGGUUAACGAAAUUAAAAGGCGCGCCACCUCCAAAGGGCGGUGGCCACAGGUCCUGAUUUUCCCCGAAGCCACCUGCACCAACCGCACGUGCUUGAUCACUUUCAAACCGGGAGCCUUCGUCCCCGGAGUCCCUGUGCAGCCACUGCUGCUCCGGUACCCCAACAAGCUUGACACGGUGACCUGGACGUGGCAGGGGACUUCGGCAUUCCAGCUGCUCCUGUUAACUCUCACACAGCCUUACACAAACGUGGAAAUGGAAUUUAUGCCUAUUUAUGUCCCCGACGAAGAAGAGAGAAGUGAUCCUGCCCUUUAUGCCCGAAGAGUACGGAAUGUCAUGGCCAAUGCCUUACAAUUGCCUGUCACAGAUCAUACCUAUGAAGACUGCAGACUGAUGAUUUCUGCAGGAAAGCUGACCUUGCCUAUGGAAGCUGGCUUGGUGGAAUUUACCAAAAUUAGCCAGAAGUUAAAUUUGGAUUGGGAUGCUGUCAGAAAACAUUUGGAUGAAUAUGCCACAAUUGCAACUUCCGCAAAAGGAGGCAGAAUUGGAAUUGAAGAAUUUUCCAAGUAUUUAAUGCUUCCCAUUUCUGACACCCUGAAGCAACUCUUUGGGCUCUUUGACCGGAACCAAGAUGGUACCAUAGAUUUCAGAGAAUAUGUGAUUGGGCUGUCGGUCCUAUGCAACCCUGCCAACACAGAAGAGCUUAUCCGCAUGGCUUUCAAGCUUUUUGACCUUGAUGAGGAUGGCUACAUAACAGAGUUAGAGUUUGCCAGUAUUCUCCAGGCUUCUCUUGGCGUUAGAAACCUAGAAGUUUCAGGUCUCUUCCAAGAAAUAGCCAAAGAAAAUGCAGAUCACAUUUCCUAUACAGAAUUUAAAAGUUUUGCUAUGAAGAAUCCAGAAUAUGCCAGAUUGUUUACUACAUACCUAGAACUCCAGGCGAGCCACGUGGUUUCAUUACCCAAAGACGUUAAGUUUCCAAGUUUGAAUUCAACAACUUUGAAUAACAAAGUCAUCUGUGAGAAUGCUGAUGAAGAUUUCUCAGAUAAAAAAGAUAACUGAAAACUUAUUUUCAUUGAGAUAAACUCUAGAGCUUUUACCUUAGGCUGUAGAAGUAUGGAGUGAUAUUUAAAAUAUACUUUUAGAAUAGUUUUAUUUGGGCCCUUCAUUACCAACUUUCUCAUAAGAAGGCCUAAUGAUUGCUAUAUCUUGGAAAUAGACAAAUUAGGAAGCAGUUUUGGAAAAUGUCUUCUUCUAAUGUAGUUAUUAGCAUAUUUAAGUUUUGAGUAGUGCCUAAAACCUGAUGGGAGGAACACUUAUACACUGAAGCACCUCUUCCAUGCCCCCAAAAUACAAUGGCAGAAUCCAGACAUCCGAAUUUUCUACUUCACACCAUAAAGUGAAAACAGAAAGCUGUUUCAAUGUGUUGAAAUAGGUUCAUAGCAUAUGAGGUUACCUCCUGCUAUUACUAAAUAAUAGUGUAGUAUAGUAUCCUUUGGUUUACAAAUGAUAGGCAUUACAGUUGCCUAAUCUGCUUUUACUGAAAAUAAUACAGGAGUACUAGGAGCAAGCAUAUAUACAGAACUGAUUAAAAAGCUUUGUUUUCAUUUAUUUUUAAAAGAUGACAAAAUUGCUUUGGAAAAGAAGUCAUUGUACAAGGUUCAACAGCCAAUUUCAUACAUUAUAAAACUCAAGUGGAGAAGUUUGUGCUAAAUCUGAACUUCAUCAAUUUACCAAAAACAAAAUAAAACCCCAGAGCUGUUAGAAAUGCUAAAAACAGGUUAAUGGAUGGUACCUCUCAAAAGGUUCUAUAGAUGUUUUUCUGCAUUGAAUGAAAAUUCAAUAAGUAUAUCUCUUUAAGAAACCAGAUUAUAGGAGUAGAAUUCUAUAAAGGAGUAUUUUAUCUUUAAAUUUGAUCAAUGUGUCCUGAAAGUCACACAAAAAUUAGGCCCAGCUUUCUCUUUAUUCCAUUAAACUCUUGCCUCCACCACCCUUUUCAGGUGCACAAUAUGCCUUUAUGAUUUCUCUCCCAGUCUAAGAAUCUGGUAAAAUCCUUUACACUUAACGAAAGUGUAGCUAACAAGAAGAUCAAUUCUGUUCAUAAAAAUUAACCCUACUCCCCCAUUCUGCUAUUUAAUCCAGAAUUCCUGAGAAUAAUUCAAUUGACCCUUCAUUAACAGACAGGAAAACAGGCUAGAGGCAACAGAAGUAGGAAUGGGUAGGAUUCUAACUUUGUUUGUUGUAGAUUGGUUAAAACAUUAAGAUCCUAUCAAGACUCAUACUUUUUUUCCUCUUUCAUAUACUUAUAAUAACUUUGAACUUAAUUUUCACUUAGAAGAACAGGAUAUUCCCAAAGGCAUUACUAAAUAAGCUAUGCUAAAAUCUGAAUGAUUAUCAUAAAGAUUUUGCAUUUUUGGUCUUCAUUUGUAUUCUUGCCAUUUUUAUUAUGUAACUGUAGAAAGUACUUUUCUUGUUAUAUACUCAUUCGGGUAUGAUGUUUUCAAUUCAUUCCAAAACCAAUUAUAAAUAUUUUUGGAUUAUCUAAUAUUUUGUACUAUCGGUCAGUGAAUAAGGAUUUAAGUUCCUACUGUGUGCUAGACCCUGGGGAUAUAAAGACAUAUGUGAAACUACCCGUAGACUCAAGCUGAUUUACAUUUUCUGGGGGUUUUUAUUAUCUGGUUCCUAUUUCCCUCCAUUACCACAGAUUAGCAUUAACUGUAUGGUUUCAUUUUCCUGAAUCAAAAGAUUUUCAUUAUUUAGAAUAAUUUUUAGGGGGAGGGAAGCAAAAAAGUCAUUUCUUGGCCAGUUUAAUGGGAUAAAGUCUUUAAUCCUGGUAGUCUUGGUUAUGAAAUUGGGUCCUAGACCAUCACACCUGUGCAAUUUUCAGAUGUGAAAGCUAACCCGACUCUAACCCUAACCCUAACCUAAAUUUUUCCCCCCACUAUCCUUGUCCCCUUGGAGAAGUCAACAAAUUAAAAACUUUUUUUGUUCAGUCGUGUCCAACUCUGUGACCCCAUUUGAGAUAUUCUUGGCAGAGAGCCACUGGAGUGGUUUGCCACCAUUUCCUUCUCCAGCUCACUUUACAGAGGCGGAAACCUCGGAGGCAAACAGGGUGAAUGCUCAGUCUUCCCCAACAGCUGGUCAGUGUCUGAAGCCUGCUUUGAUGUUUCACCUCAAGUCCAGCACUUUUAUCCGCUUCACCCUCUAGUUGCCCGUAAAAACAUGACACCCACCUAAGCAGAUUCCGAACUUUCCUGCCCCUAGUCUUUCUCACUUGCUUACAGACUUU